AUGGAUGAAAACAUCGGCCUGCGGCACGAGGGCUCCCACGCCGCCCUUUCGGCGUCGGCGACCUCGCACCUCAUGACCAGCUUCGCCAUGUACGAGCCUGUCUCGCGCGCAACCUCGCCCGGCAUCCCCUGCUCCAAGACCGACGAGGACGACAAGAAGCGGUAUCGUCAGAGGACCUUUGCCUACUUCCAGCAACUGCCCUUUGAGGUCGAGGAGGAGGCCCAGCGCGACACCGCCCUCCAUGGCAUCCUCAAGCACCUCUACAUUGCCAUCCGCGCAGAGGACUUUUCCCCGGGUGCCCUGCACUGGACUAAGGAACUUCAGGCUUGGCUCAACCUCAAGUUUGAGAUGACAAGGGAGCUGAGGGCCAAGCUGGCCAAGCUCUUUUACUCGCUCGCCUUAGCCCCGGGCCUCGAUGCUACGGCGGCGGACCGCUUCUUGCGCAUGGUCUUGACCCUCACUAGGAAAAACCACUACCUGAAGCCCGUCGAUGACCUCACUCUCGACUGGAGGCCCCUGUGGAACGAAAUCAAGGCCUGGGUCCUGCCCUCGGAGGGCCCUGCCCACCAGAGCAACCGCAGACGAGCCACCAAGCAGCUCCUCAAGCUGUGCAUCCACGCCCAUACAUACUUUGACCCCCGCGAUCGUCCGGCCAUGCUCGAGGAGCUGCUCCCCUACUUUGGCGUCAACGAGCUGCCCAAUGCCUUCGUCGUCAUCGGCGCGCUCAACGCCUUGCUGCCCAGCCAUCCCGCUCCCGCGAGCGAGCCGCUCGCCCAGCCGCAGCACUUCUUGCCCACCCUUUUCCACCUGUGGUCCAUUGUGAACCGCUCCAAGGUCGUCGACAUGUUCUUCGUGGACCUCUUCUCGCGCCUGACCCGCGACCACAUCCACUCGGACCACAUCCCCUUCUCCGAGUACGGCAUCUUCUCCAAGGAGCAGUCAGACCUCAUCUUCACCGCCAUGCUGCGCCUGACGCAGAUCCCCGUGGGCCAGGCCAACUCGCCCUACACGCCCGUCGACUACCUCUCCGGCGUUGGCGUCUACCUGGAAAAGGACAAGAAGAAGUAUCCCGUCGCAUACAUGAUGUCCCGCCUCAUCGUCAGCUCCCUCUCCCCGCACUGCAUGGAGCACCAAGAGUCUACCAUGGCCAGCUUGGAAGGCCUCAUAGAAUCCAUAGACACCUUCUUCCAUCCUUCCAACCAGGGGUCCUGGACCACCCUGCUCGCCCAGUUUGUCCUCUACCUGACCGACGGUUUCGUUUCGCGCUGGAACCGUGAGCAGAGCGGGGAGCUCGACAUUCCCUCGGGCCGCAUGAUCAACCUCGCGCUGAAAAAGCGCUUCGUCCUGUCCCUCAAGGAAGUGACGUUCAUGGGCCUCUUUUCAAAGAGCAACCGAGUCUCGCACUACUACUACAAUGCCCUGCAAGGCCUGGCCUACCUCGAGCCCGACCUGAUGCUCCCGGGAGCGUUACAACGCUUCUAUCCCAGCCUCCAGGGCCUGGUCGAGGUCCAUCGAACGACGUCGAGCUUAAACGGCCUGCAGAUGAUUGCAAACAUCAUGUGCAAGCUCAAGGGGUAUCGGUGCCACAUCACCGCGCUGCUGGCCCUGGCACUACCUGGAAUAGACGCGAAUGACCUCAACAAGACGCAGUACACCCUCAACUUCAUCCAGAGCGUGGCCUACAGCGUGCCCUUUCAGCCAAUGACGACCCCAGAGAGCCACAUCCAUGAUACGACGCUGGCCAUGGAGUGGGUCCAGGCCGAGAUGGAGAGAAUGGAGCGAGACGGCCAAAACAUCCAGCUGAAUUACCAGUCUGAGCUCAGCGACGAGGAUGAGAUGCGCAUUCUGAGGUCGUCGACUGCCGGCUUUGGCGAGUUUGUCCUGACGCUCCUGGGCAAGAUCUUCACACUGCUGGAGAACCUGCCAGACGCCAAUCAGGUCCGGGGCGGCACGCCCGAGGACAAUGUCAUCAACGCUCUGCCGGCCGCGCUGUCCCCCCUGUUCGCGUCGCUGUCCCCGGAAAUCUUUGACAUGGCGCUCGACAAGAUUGCGACGUUUGUCUCGGGCCACGUCGUGCAUCAAGCCCGCGACGCCAUGGCCUGGAUCUUGAAUGCACUCUGCAAGGUGAGCCCGGAGAAGACGCUCAAGGUCUUUGUUCCCAUGCUCGUCGUCAACAUCCGCAACGAGAUCGACUACAACAACGCAGCCUCAGACCGGACUACCGGCACCGACUAUCUGCCCCGAGACCGGGCGUUGGUCUGGCACGUCAGCAUGCUCGCCAUGGCCGUGGUCCACGUCGGCAGCCAAGUACUCAAGUACAAGGAGGAGCUGCUCGGCAUCGCUGAUUACAUGCAGCAAAAGUGCCGCGGACUGCCCACCAUUCUCGUGUCCAACUACAUCCACCACCUCCUGCUCAACCUGACGCACACCUACCCCAUCGACCACGCGCUGUACGAGCCCGACGUCAUCAAGAGAGGGCUCGAUAUUGGCGACUGGGGGAAGACGACGGCGCCGGCGGACCUUACUAUCCGAUGGCACCAGCCGUCGCCGUCGGAGAUUGAGUUCGCCGUCGAGCUGUUCGCGUCGCAGGUGACGUCGGCCGCGCAGCAACUGGAGCUUCUCAUGAGCGACAACCCGCCCGUGAGCAGGGAAGGAAAGAACAAAGCUUGGUCGGACGAGGUGUCCCGGCUGAUGCAGCAGAUUCGGCUGGUGAUUGCCGGCAUGGCAAUCAUGUUUGAUCCGAAACGCGCGUCUGGCGAUGGCAAUGGCGGGGAGCCCGAUGGCGACAACGUCGACACGGACGGCGACGAAGUCACGAUGGAGGACGAAAGCGCGCUGGCCGAGGACGCCGAGCAGGAGGAACUGCGGCCUCAGUUCCGUUACAAAGCUGGCUAUCUCCUGAAGCCCGGGGAGCCGGUGUAUGAGCGAAUCCACGAGCUGCGCGACGAGCUCGGCCGCCUCCUGACCAAGGCGCACGCCUUUCUCAACGCAAAGCAGGAAGACGACGUGAACUGCUUCACCGCGCUGUGCUCCGCGUACCGCACCUGGAUCACGGAUGUGGGCAUUGAGCGGUCUGCUCAUCCAUUUGAGAGGCACCUGAGACUCUACAAGGCCGACAUUGCGGCCUUCAAGAUCAAGGGUCUCAGGAAAGUCUAUCCUCGUCCUUUGCUGAUCAAGCGAGCCGAGGCGUAUCACAUUUUGCGCAUGAAACACAACGCGUCUGCCAGGCACAAGAGCGAGCUUGACAAGCGGCUCCUGCUCGAUCUCGCACAGUCGUGCCUCUCCCUGUACGCAGACGUCCGUAGGGUUGCACAGGGCGCACAGGACUCGUCGCUCAAGGCUCUCAUCGGGGGCAGGCCCCUGGUCAUCCCCGUGAUCCUCGACGGCCUCCGCGCCGCCAUCCAGAGCAAUCAGCAUGAUCGGAUCAAGGGCGGGAUGUACACACUGCUGUUUACCUCUCUGAUGAGGUCGAUACUCAAGGACUGGCGGUUUGCGCCCGAGGCGAUGCGACUGUACAUUGAGACUGCGGGCAUCGACAAGCCGUCCAUUCAAGCGCUCGGAUCCUCGGCCCUAUAUGCGAUGUUCGAGUUUGGAAAGCCUCUGGAGCGAGCGAUCCUGGUCGACGACGCCGUCGUCAACAGCAUCAUGCCCUCCGUGGACGUGUCGGCCGCCAUCGAAAACAGGCACCAGUUCAUCCUGCAGAGACGCAAGAAGGUCGAGGGCGCCAAGGCCGCGCUCGGCCGGGAACUGACCCAGCGGGCCAAGGGGGCCCAUUGGAAGAUUGCCACCAGAUGCGCCAUCUUCGCCACCAACCUGUGCCUCCGCUUCGACAACGUCGCGCCGGCAGAGUUUGUCGACCUGGUGGCGCACGGUACAAACGAUCCCCAUCCAGGCUUGAGGGGCUACUACCUGAGCUCCUUUACCGCGCUCUUCACUGUCAUCGACAUGCGGGCGGUGUACGGCCACGACUACACCAACUACCUCUUGGAAAAGGAGGUUGGUGACCGCAACAGGCUCGAGAUGCCCGUGACCAAGGGCGACGCCGAGUUUACCCAAAAGUUCCUUGAGGCCUUUAAGGACCCGGAGGGCGCCGAGUACUUGGUCGACUUUGAUCAUCCCGGCUGGCUCGCCUGGGGAAAGAAGUUCACCGCGUUUCGGGCGCGCCCGUUGCCGUUUGACGCGUACGAUGAAGUCGAAACCGGGGUGCGGGAGCACAUCGGCAGGAUCGUGACCAAGGAGUGGAUUUCCCAGUGUUUCGAGUACUUUAAACAGGAGCCGCGGGACCAGUCGACGGACCGGUUCCGCAUGAGCUACGUCUACCUGCUCAUGCACGUCUUUGACCUGAUGCACUACGGGAAGACGGCCGUGACCCUGGACGACGUCAAGGAGUUGACCAAGGGCGUGUACGGCGACGGAAGCGACAAGCACCAGCACCGGGCGACUUCUGAGAUUCUUGGGGCGCUGCUGGCAGGAUCUAGCGACGACCCGCCUGAGAUCCGGAACCGCGUCUGGGAGUUUGCGGCGCCGAUGCUGCUCAAGAUCUUUACCGACGACUUGACGCCGGAGAACUUGCAGUAUUGGCUGACCUGCCUGCACGUGGUGCUCGACGCCAAGGACCCUCGACGGUCGCACGAGAUUGUGCAGCGCCUGCAGUCGUUCCGGCUCGACAUGUCGUCCAACGCGGCAUUCAAAGAGUCUUCCAAGGUGCAGUUGGUCGAGUUCAUUGUGGCGGACGGCGGGUGGCAUUUCCGCGACGUGAAACCGAUCCUGGAGCACUUUGUGGCGCACAUAGACCACCCGUACAAGGCCGUGCGUGAGGCAAUUGGCCGGCUCCUCUCAGCCAUUGAAAAGUCGCGAUACCAUGAAUCGUUUGAGAGCGUGCCGAAGCUGCUGGAGGAGAACAAGAAGGCGUCUUCGAUUGGGAUCCGGCCGUACCAGCCCUCGGCAGAGCUCACCGACACCAUCAAUGACAUUUUUGCGCGGCUGGAAAAAUGGCGUCACGAGAGGACGCCCGGACAGCAGACGCCAUCGUCGUACACGUCGGGUUCCAAGACGGUGCUCAUGUGGCUGGACUGCACCAUGUCGUCGCACGAGUGCAUCGAGCUGGUGCCCUUUUUCGCGACGCCCUUCAUGGAGCAGCUGCUGCACAUGAUGGAUGUCAAGGAGGACCCGGAGCUCAUGAAGCUCGCAUACCAUGUGUACCGCCACCUGCCCAACAUCCCCUUGCGGAGCGGAGAGGACACGGAAUUCAGCGAGGGGCUCAUCCGGAUCGGGCGGACGGCGGCAAGCUGGCACCAGCGGCUGCGGGCGUUGGUGAACAUGCAGGUCAUCUACUUUCGGCGCAUCUUCCUCAUGAAGGCGCCGCAGCGCGACGCGCUCUUUACGGCCGUAUCGGACAUGCUAAGCGACUCGCAGCUCGAGGUGCGGUCGUGCGCGUCGACGACGCUGGCGGGCAUGAUUCGCUGCUCGCCGCGACAGAUCCGGGACCCGAUGGUGGCGCGGCUCAAGGAGCGGUUCGAGGGCGAGCUGCAGCAGAACCCGAUGCCCCGGCGAGGCCGCAACGCGCCGGGGACGGAGACGCCGGUGGACGUGCACAAGCAGAUUACGCGGCGGCACGCGGCGAUUCUCGGAUUGGGCGCCUUGAUCGAGGCGUUUCCUUACGCGACGCCGCCGCCGGAGUGGAUGCCGGAGGUAUUGGCGACGCUGGCGAGGAAGGCGUCUGGCGACGCGGGCGUGGUGGGCAAGGCGACCAAGAGCAUCUUGAGCGAGUUCAAGAAGACUAGGCAGGACAGUUGGAACGUGGACCAAAAGUACUUUACGCAGGAGCAGCUCGAGGACCUCGAGGGCGUGCUGUGGAAGAGCUACUUUGCCUAG
Messenger RNA from Hirsutella rhossiliensis, 5874 nucleotides. RefSeq names its product proteasome-substrate-size regulator domain-containing protein. Lineage: Eukaryota; Fungi; Ascomycota; Sordariomycetes; Hypocreales; Ophiocordycipitaceae. The transcript is spliced from 3 exons. The coding region runs from base 1 to 5874 and encodes 1957 amino acids. The record is from RefSeq and is a predicted model, not a curated record. Gene Ontology annotation, cellular component: cytosol; nucleus. Gene Ontology annotation, molecular function: peptidase activator activity; proteasome binding. Gene Ontology annotation, biological process: proteasomal ubiquitin-independent protein catabolic process.